GUCACGCCUCUUUUUUUACCCUCUUAUAGACACGUGUUCUGAAUGGUAUAACUUAUUAAAUUAUAUUAUCAGAGUGGGUGUAAGUCGGAUAAAAGAGGAUGGACAUUAAAUUUCACGGUGAACGCGCCCUGGUUACAGGAGCUGGACAGGGUAUUGGACGUGCAUUAGCGAAGAAACUGGUAGAAUGUGGAGCGCAAGUUGUUGCAUUGAGUAAAACUCAAGCAAAUUUAGACUCUUUGAAGGCUGAAGUUCCCAGCAUUCAGACAGUUUGUGUUGAUUUGGCCAAUUGGGAUGAAACAAAAAAAGCAGUUCAAGGAUUAGGAAAUAUUGAUUUAUUAGUAAAUAAUGCUGCUUAUGGAAUUAUUAAUACUUUUGGCACCAUUGGACCAGAAGAUUUUGACAAAAUAUUUGCUGUUAAUGUCAAAGCAGUUAUUAAUGUAUCUCAGAUUGCAGCUGAGGGAAUGAAGAAGAAAAGAAAAGGUGCCAUUGUAAAUGUAUCCAGUCAAGCAGGCAUGGUAGGUAUGAAAGAUCAUGCAUUGUAUGGUGCUUCUAAAGGUGCUUUAGAUCAACUAACAAGAAUUAUGGCAUUAGAGCUUGGUCCCUACCAGAUACGUGUCAAUUCAAUCAAUCCUACUGUAGUAAUGACAGAAAUGGCAAAAGUUGGAUGGAGUGAUCCCGUUAAAGCUGCAGAUAUGAAAUCAAAAAUUCCAUUAGGCAGAUUCUGUGAUCCUGAACAUGUUGUGAAUGGAAUUAUUUACCUUCUCAGUGACAAGGCAGAUAUGAUCAAUGGUGCAAUUUUACCCAUCGAUGGAGGAUUUACAGCUUGUUAACUUGCUCUCAAAUUUUGAGUUUUUAUUUUUCUA
Molecule: messenger RNA, 863 nt
Organism: Centruroides sculpturatus (bark scorpion)
Lineage: Eukaryota; Metazoa; Arthropoda; Arachnida; Scorpiones; Buthidae
Product: L-xylulose reductase-like
Exons: 7
Coding region: 99-830 (243 amino acids)
Biological process (GO): glucose metabolic process; xylulose metabolic process
Molecular function (GO): L-xylulose reductase (NADPH) activity; carbonyl reductase (NADPH) activity
Source: RefSeq, a predicted model, not a curated record